Ascochyta rabiei is the source of this 1650-nucleotide messenger RNA. Its product is annotated as Molybdenum cofactor sulfurtransferase. Lineage: Eukaryota; Fungi; Ascomycota; Dothideomycetes; Pleosporales; Didymellaceae. The record is from RefSeq and is a predicted model, not a curated record. The transcript has 2 exons. The coding region runs from base 1 to 1650 and encodes 549 amino acids. Gene Ontology annotation, molecular function: molybdenum cofactor sulfurtransferase activity. Gene Ontology annotation, biological process: molybdopterin cofactor metabolic process.
AUGGCUCUCUUCCUGUGCCCACAAUCAACGUCUUGGAGAAGAAUUGAGAAGAUUUCGCGAGAAGAAGAGCGCCUUGCAUACAACAAGCGGAUUGAGAUGAUGAGAACGACGGAAUAUCCUAUGCUCAAAGGCAUCACAUACCUCGACCACGGUGGAACGACACUCGCGAGCAAAUCACUCAUGGAUUCUUUUUGCACGCAAAUGAAGGCUUCCAUAUUUUCCAACCCACACUCGGAUGUCUCAAGGCCGAGUUUCUCUGCCUUGAUGGUAGAGCAAACCCGGCAAAAGGUGUUGAAGCUCUUCAGUGCCAACCCAGAACAGUUUGAUGUCGUGUUCACUGCAAAUGCUACUGGUGCCAUCAAGCUGGUAAUGGAAUGCUUCGCUGGCCACGAACAAGGAUUCGACUAUCUCUACCACCGAAAUGCCCACACUAGCCUUGUUGGAGUGCGGGAGCAGGCGCAAGACAGCCACUGCCUUGAAACAGCUGAAGAGACAGAGUAUUGGCUAGAGGGGGGGAAGAUCCCGCGGAAUCAGGAGCCAAGAAAUCGUCCGACCUUGUUUGCCUAUCCCGCGCAGUCUAACAUGAACGGCGAGCGUCUUCCUCUGAACUGGCCCAACCGGAUCCGCGGCUCUACGCGGCACAAAAACACUUAUAUUCUCUUAGACGCCGCAGCUCUAGUCUCGACAAGCCCAUUAGACCUCAGCAACCACGCUACAGCUCCAGAUUUUGUGUCAAUGUCCUUUUACAAGAUCUUUGGCUUCCCUGAUCUUGGCGCUCUGAUUGUACGCAAAGCGUCUGCUCAUGUACUGCAGCGCCGCAAGUACUUUGGUGGCGGCACUACUGAGAUGAUCGGAUGUACAGGGACACCAUGGGUAGAACGCAAAACGAUUAGUGUGCAUGCUUCAUUGGAGGACGGCACCGUUGCAAUUCGAAGCAUACUCGCUUUGAAUUGCGCCAUCGACACACACACGAAUAUAUUCGAUGGACUUACCCAGGUCUCAAAGCACACAGGAUGGCUGGCAGAAAUUCUGCACAGCCGACUAGCCGAUUUGAGGCAUGCCAAUCGUAUGCCAGUUUGUCAUAUGUACAAAGCCCCUACAUCCACGUACGGAGACCCAAAGUCGCAGGGCGCAACAGUUACUUUCAACAUCAAAAAGAGUGAUGGGUCCUGGAGGAGUGGAUUCGAUGUAGGCGUUAUGCUGAGAGCGAACGAUGUCCAUGUUCGAACGGGCUCACUUUGCAACCCAGCUGGCAUGGCCUCAGCACUGGGUUUGUCGGCGGAUGAGCUUAGAGCAGCGUUCGAUUCAGGGUUCCGUUGCAACCAGCCAGGCAAUGACAUCCGGGGAGACGUCCCGUAUGGGAUGAUACGAGCUACUCUGGGGGCCAUGAGCACCAUCGGUGACGUGGAGACUCUUGUACGCUUCAUCGAGAAGCAUCUAGUCGAGCCCACAAUCCAAACGCCACGUACAUCAGGCGGAAUUCAGGCGGGGAGGCCCGAAGAUAGUACCAUCGCAACUAUUCCUUUCGAUGAGAAGUCCGGCAAAGUGACGGGCCGACACAGAGUUGGCAUGCUGCAGGAACGUGUAAGGCCCGGCCCGAGGCGCAGAUUUUGGAAGGUAAUCUCUAAUUGCUUCUCGAGACAAGAGUAA